Jaminaea rosea is the source of this 2049-nucleotide messenger RNA. Its product is annotated as alpha/beta-hydrolase. The record is from RefSeq and is a predicted model, not a curated record. Bases 25 to 1794 code for a protein of 589 amino acids. Lineage: Eukaryota; Fungi; Basidiomycota; Exobasidiomycetes; Microstromatales. The transcript is spliced from 3 exons.
AUCCACUUCUUCAACUCGACCAGCAUGAACAGCACCAAAGCCGGUCCCUCUACGAGCAGAAUUGCCAUCGAGCCGCAUGGCUUUAUCAGCGGACAAGAGAUCAGCGAUGCGGCUACGGGUCAGCCCCUGUGCAACCGCUACCUAGGUGUACCAUAUGCUCAGCCCCCCAUCGGCCCUCGUCGCUGGGCGCUUCCGCAACCUUUACCCGCUGGUUUCUCCUAUUCAUCCCAGUCUUGCUACGACAGCUUCGCACCGCAAUGCCUUCAACCCAAGUACAGGCAUCAGUACAGCAUAGACCCGCCCGAGCCACCAAGAGAGAGCGAGGAUUGUCUCUACCUCAAUAUCUGGACUCCCUGUGGUGAUCCGCCAGAGGGAGGAUGGCCAAUCUGGUUCCAAAUUCACGGCGGAUGGCUGCAGACAGGUGAUGCAAAUCAGAGCCCAUUGAAGGAUCUGGCACAUCUGAUAGCGCCGAGAGACCGUGCAGGGAUGGGAUUGCAAUGUGUCGUCGUGUUCCCGGCGUAUCGGCUCAACGUCUUUGGCUUCCUGGGUAGCGAUGCGCUUGACAAGGAGGCGGGGAAGGGGAACUUCGGCUUCUUCGACCAACGCCUCGCCCUAGAAUGGGUGCAUAGCCACGCGCGAAGCCUUGGCGGUAACCCGUCCAGCAUCACCGUCUCGGGCCUCUCUGCUGGAGCACAAUCUGCCCAUGCUCAAGUCCUGUACGAGUUCAGUCGCGCCCAGCAAGACGAGUCGUACCGCCCUCUCAUCCGACGCUGCCUCCUUCGCUCGGGUACUGCGAUGCUUCCGCCCAAGAGCCUUGAGGAGACAAGGCCGCAGCUGGAGGAGCUGGCGAGAUGCCUCGACAUUGAAAAGCAGACCGCCUCAGAUCGACUUCAGACCAUGCGCGCGGUGCCAGCCGAGAAGCUCGUAGCGGCCAUUGACAAACUCAAGAUGCACACUUUCCGCAGCGUGGAUGAUGGCGGACCGGCAGAGGGCGGCUUCGUGAGCAGCUCAUGGGCCGAGGAUAUGAGGAGCGGUGCCUUCUCACGAUGGUGUAAGAAGCAGGGGAUCGCCUUCAUGAUCGGCGAAUGCGCCAAUGAAGACCAGCUUUAUCGUCUUAUCAACCCACCAAACCCCACGCCCAGCUUCGGCGAGUCUCUCCAGCUCGAAUUGCACAACUACUAUCCACUCCGUACCACUGAGGCCCUGCUCCGAGCUUACGCCGACGCCCUUCCGGCCAAUACCAACAAAGACAGCGACGCCUGGGCAACCACGUUCGGCCGGAUCACAAGCGACGCCCAAGUCUUUGCUGCCGAGCGUCUCCUCAUUCGCUAUCUCAUCCGUCCGGACGAGGGUGGACUGACCCAGGAUGAUGUACUUCAUUACCGGCUGGAGCGCAGGGCUGGGUUCUUGGACGAGGUCAUGCCGCGCGAGACGGGUGUGUAUCACGGUGCGUGUGAGGCCGUCUUCCUCUACAUGGAGGAGGCGAUCCUCGCCCAGGAGCAAGUUGGGGAGGCGGCUGCGAAGACGACGGCUCGGAAGGAUCUCUCGUCUUUCGAAGAAUUCUGUGCUCCCUUCCUCGAAUGGGUACGGGGUAGAGACCAAGCGAGCGUAGCAAAGCAAUGGCUUACCGGCUCAACAGGCGACACUGAGAGCGUGCGCACAACAGCGGCAGGAGGGGCUUCAGGGAGGAUGAGAAUCUUGAGGGCCGAUGGGAGGGUCGAAGUUGCUCGCGAUCCACUGGAGGAGAGCAAGGAUUCGCUGAUCUCCGCGCUCGAGAAAGCAAUAUUUGCCUAAUAGUAUUUGCGCCCUGAGUAAAGGGCUCAAGGGUUUUCAUUGUAUCGACGCGGUAUUGCGCGACCGCGACCGAGGGAAUCCUGCGGCGCUCUCGCGAUUCCAUUGUUAGCCAGCAGGCGGCUCAGCUCAGCAUGAUGAGAAGACAGACAGGGGCACGGCCCUUUGGUCGGAACAUGAUGAGGUAGGAGCGGCCCGUACCACUUGAAUGCCGCCGCCCUUGGCCUGACUACGCUUUUCCGCGUCGCCGGUAGCUGA